Messenger RNA from Macaca mulatta (Rhesus monkey), 5040 nucleotides. It is a transcript of the gene APOBR, whose product is annotated as apolipoprotein B receptor. Gene Ontology annotation, cellular component: membrane. Gene Ontology annotation, biological process: triglyceride metabolic process; lipid transport. The record is from RefSeq and is a predicted model, not a curated record. NCBI's taxonomy places the organism in Eukaryota, Metazoa, Chordata, Mammalia, Primates, Cercopithecidae. Gene Ontology annotation, molecular function: very-low-density lipoprotein particle receptor activity.
GUCCCAGCUACUCGGGAGGCUGAGGCUGGAGAAUGGCGUAAACCCGGGAGGCGGAGCUUGCAGUGAGCUGAGAUCUGGCCACUGCACUCCAGCCUGGGCUACAGAGCGAGACUCCGUCUCAAAAAAAAAAAAAAAAAGAAAAGAAAAGAAAAAGAAUGUGCCCCCUCUAGCGUGCCUCCCAGGUCACUCAACUGCUGGAAAAUGGAAUCCUACUACCGUGCAGGGCUCUAGAAAUUCAGCAGCGUUUCAUACAUGGCAUCUGCCAUCAAGGAAGUCACAGGAAGGUGGGAGGAAGACACAGAUAGCCACAAUAUAAAGUUUAGCCAAGUUCUCUUUUGCAAGGCUAAUCAUAGAUGAGGGGAUGCACCCUAGAGCCACCAAUCCGGCCCCUUCCGCCCCUGGCGGAAGCAUUAAUGACACUGAAAUGUGUCAGAGCUCCCACCAGCCCCCUCUUCACUGCUACUCUUUCUUCCCAGGCAAAACAGGAACCACAAACCCCAGCUUCCUCUUGCAGAGUGGCUGUGGCUUGUAGGGGAGACGGAAAUGGCUGAGGUGCGCAUACAAGACCUGAGUCACUUGAGCUGCUAUUGCCGCAUGUCUCCUCCCUCUCCCCCUCCCCAGUUCUAAGGUCUCCUGCUCCCACUUUGACUUUUCUGGCCUCUCCCUUACCCUUUAUUUCCAAAUGUGCACCUGAGUCCCCUGUGUGAUGUACACCCAUUUCCCGGGCUGCAGUGGGGGCUGCUGUGGGCAUCAGGGGCCGUGGGCAGGGCCUGGGGUGGGGACACAUCAGGGAGACACAGGGGAAGAGGAAGUGCCUUCGGUCCUCGGGAAGAUUGGCUUGUCUUGGUGGGUGGGGACGGUCAUUAUCAGCUUUCUGGACACACAGACACAGACAGAUAGGAUGGACUUCCUCCGGCUACACCUCCCUGGGCUGCACCAGGCCUUGAGGGGGGCACUGGAUUCCCUCGGCACCUUUGUCUCCUACCUCUUGGGAGAUGCAGUCCCCACUGUAGAGCGGGAGGCACAGGCGGCUGAGGAACUGGGGGCGGUGGCCGUGGGAAGGACAGGGAAGAUUGUAGAGGAGGAAGCCCAGGAGGCCCUGGAGGGCCUUAGAGGCAGCCAAAACGAGGGGGCUGGAGGGCUGAGAGGGCCUGGAGAGGACAGAAGACGUGAAGCGGGGAGCUCAGCUGUGGAACAGACCUGGAGCUGGGGAGAUGGCAGCUCCCAUGGGUCCCAAGCAGAGAGGCAGGACAGUGGGGCUGGUGAGACAGCCAAGGCUGCCAGGUGCCAGGAGCCAAGUGCCCCCUUGGAGGCCAGAAAGAAAUCCAAGGCAGGGUCUGGGGCUUGCCAAGAGAGGAGCGGCCAAGCCCAGGAGAGGCAGGAGCCCGAUGAGCAGGAAGUGAACAGAGAGGAGAGGCUGAGAAUCUGGGAACAGGAGGAGGAGGAGGAAGAGGUCAGGGCAAGAGAGCCAGGGAUGGCCAGAGGGGCGGAGUCAGAGUGGACCUGGCACGGGGAGCCAGAGGGGAAGGCUGGUGCUGGCGGGCCAAAGGCGGCGGGGGACAACCGGGAGACGGAGCAGGGGGUCAGGAAGGCAGAUGCAGGGGAAACUGAGGAGCCUGGGGCCGAAGGGGCUGGGAAAGGAGAAGAGGUGGUGGUGGUGGAGAAGGCCUGUGAAAGCACUAGGGCAUGGGGGACGUGGGGCCCAGGGGCAGAGCCUGAGGACUGGGGAAUCUUAGGCAGAGAGGAGGCCAGAACAAGCCCAGGCAGGGAAGAGGCGAGGACAAUUUUAGAUGGGGAGGAAGCCAGGACAAUCUCAGGUGAGGAGGAGGCCGAGACAGCCUCAGGCGGGGAGGAGGAGGCCGGGACAGCCUCAGGCGGGGAUGAGGCCUGGACAACCUCAGGCAAAGAGGAGGCUGACCUCCCGGGAGUCAGACAGACAGAAUAUGGAGCAGUCCCAGGAGAAAGGCUCCUAGAGGCUACUGGAAAAGUCUGGGUCCUAGAGGAGGAGGGGGAUGAGGAGAGAGAGGCUGAGGUGAGCCCUUUCCCCAAACAGGCCCAGGUCCUGGGCACUGAGAGAACAGAAGAGGCUGCUGAGAGCCAGACAGCAGGGAGGGAGGCUGUGGGAGGCCAGGAGGCAGGGGAGAGCUUUGAGGGUCAGGCGGACCUGUGUGGGAAGGAGGCUGAGAUGAGAUGGGACUUGGAGAUCAGGGCCGACUGGGCCAGGCUGGAGGAGCUGAUACAGGCAGAGGAGGCCCAGGAGGAGAGAGAGAGUGGCAGGGAUCUAGCGGCUGAGCUGCCCUCAGAUGGAGAGGCUGAAGGCGCUGCUGACUUGGAGGUAACUCCAGAGGCCAGGCCCGAGGAAGAGCCCACAGGGGAGGAGAGCGAGGCGGCCCAGACUAGCUGCGGCCCACUGGGGGUGGAAUGGGGUGGCCUCACACACAGGGUCACCAAAGGCCAGGGACCUGAGCUGAUGGGAGGCGCCCAGACCCCAAGUAAGCAACCCGAGGAAAGAGAGGCAGGUGAGGUGGAGCUCCAGGGAGUUCUGGCCCGGAGCAAAGAGCAGCAGGAGAGGAGCCUGGAGGCAGGUCCCAGGCACGCAGAGUCUGUAAAGCCCGAGGCCUCCGAGGCCUUCCCAGGAGCCUGGGAAAACCGCAUGAGAAGGGACAUGGAGAGAGGAAAUACCCAGGAGGAUGCGGCCGAUGGCGAGCAGUGGGAGGAGGAGGCUGCGGGAGGCCAGACCCCGGUGGCUGAGGCCAAAGGAGACCAAGAGUCUGAACUAUCAGAAGUCCCAGAGGCAGGCGGGGAAGGGCCGACAACCCAGGACACGGGAUGUGGAAUUGAGGAGGGAGAGGCAUCUGUCUCAGAGAACCAGGAUCUGGAUGGAAGCACAGGAGCAGACGCAGGGCCUGGCCUGUCACUGGGAGAGGCCUAUGCCAGAGAAACCAAGGAUGGGGAGGCGGAGGCUGACAGAACGCCCAGGAGAGGCUGGAGGCUGCAGGUGGUGGCUGUGGACCUCCAGGACCAUGAGGACGCACAGACUGGCACUGUGGCUGCUGAGGUUAUGGGGGGUGAGGUGGACCCAGACGUCAGCGCUGCUGGUGCUGGUGAAGCUUUGGAAGGGGCGCUUGGGCAAGGCUGGGACUUGAAAGAAAGGGAAGAGACAGCAGCAGGAGAGCAUGCAGGUGGGCAGGAAUUUGGCCUGGAGGGCUCAGCAGAGGAAGAGGUGGCAGGCAGAGGUGGCCAAGCAGAGGCUUCUGAGGCCAGGGAGGGAGGACCUGGGGGAGGGCGGGUAGAGGCAGAGGAAUCUGCAGGUGCAGAGGACAGCUGUGGGCUGGAUCGCGUGGGCUCCCAGACAGCGAGGGCAGACGGGAUGGGAGCCACGGUGGAGGCUGCAGGGCUUCUAGAAGAGUGGAUGCUGUUGGAAGAAAAGGCUGUCAGAUGGCAGGAGAGAGAACAGAGGGAAGACAGGGAGGGGCGGCGUGGGGACCACCACCCUGAGGGAGAGGCACCAAGGCUCCUUGAUGCAGAGGGUCUCAUGGUGACCCGGGGCUGGAGGGCAGAGGCCAAGGAGACUGAGCCAGAAAGCCUGGAAGACGUCAGGGGCCACGAGGAGUGGCCAACACACCAGGCCCCUGCAGAAGCUGCGCCAGGGUCAGUCGGGGAAGCCGAGACGGCUGAGGCCACAGGCAGUGCCAGAGGAGGUGCUGCCAGCAGCUGGAGUGAGGCCCCGCUCCCUGGGUCCCUCCUAGACGUCUCUGUCCCAAGGAGCCGCGUGCACCUCUCGAGAAGCUCCUCACAACGUCGCUCCCGGCCCUCUUUUCGUCGGACUCCAGCCCUGGAGCAGCAGGAGGAGCCCCCAGCCCCCAAUCUUCCUGAGGAGGAACUGUCGGCCCCUGAGCAGAGACCCCUCCAGCCGGAGGAACCCCCAGAGCCAAGCCCUCUGAGGCAUGAUGGGACCCCGGUGCCAGCCAGGAGAAGGCCCCUGGGACAUGGGUUUGACCUCAUGCACCCCGGCAUGAUGCAGGAGCUGCAAGCCCGUCUGGGCCGGCCUAAGCCCCAGUGACUGAAACCCGGCGCUCUGGGAGCCAGGCCCUGAGUGGGGGCCAGAAGUCUCGCUCCGACGCCACUGAGCCCUGCUCCCUCUGCCACCGUGGACACAUCCUCUCCACUCUCUGGGCCUCAGCGUCUUGAUGUAUCAUUCAUGGAGCAGGCAAAACCAGACGUCUGGGAAGACCUUGACUUAAGGAGUCUGAUUCUCCAACACAGGCUGGUGGACCACCUACUCCACUGAGACCACGUCUCAGGGUGCCUGCCCUGGUUCCUCUCCAGACUGAGUCAGCUAUCUGGACUGCAUGGAGGCUGGGCACGGGGGCUCAUGCCUGUCACCCCAGAGCUUUGGGAGGCCAAGGUGGGAGGAGCGCUUGAGACCAGGAGUUCAAGACCAGCCUGGGCAACAUAGCAAGACCCCCAUCUUUUAAAAGCAAAAUAAAAAAAUAAAGACGGCAAGGAAGACUGAGAGGGAACAGCGAUCAUUCUCCUUACAGGCCUCCCUCUCUGACUUCCGCUUCCCAGCCCAACUCCCUGCACCAAGACCCUCAGAACUGAGCAGGCGUAACAUUAACCUCUGGAGUCGCAUCCAGGCCAAAGGAAGGUGGUUAGGGGGGCUUAAGGAGCACUGCUCAGAAUCAAAGACGAGCUGCCUUGAGCUUCCAAAACGGUAGCUCGGCCUCAGGAUGCCACUGGUUACUAUGGCAACUGCCUGGCGGAGCAGGACAUAGUAGGGGAAGAUGGGCCAGGGACCCCAAAAAUGUAGGAGCAGAGAGGGGUUCAGGAUGGCUAGAGGUUGCUGACCCCGUUCCAGGCUGCCCUGCCCUCUGGGUGUCAGCAACCCUUCCCAGAAGAUAAGCGGAGGCCAGGGGUGAAUGAGAGUGCUUUAUUGGGCACCCAGCAUGGGGGCUCGGCCCAAGGAGGACCAGCAGGCUCCGAGACAAUAAAUAAACCAUCAUCUCUCUAACAAUAAAUAAAUAUCCAAGAAAUAAA